AUGCCGAUGCAAAAUAUUGGAGUGGAGGAAGAGCAUGCCGUCGGCUCGGACUUCUUCGAGUUCGAGACCAGAGAGACGGUCAAGCUGACGGUGCAGCGUCGCGACGCCUACACGUCGACGCGCCGCUCCAGCGACGCCGCUAGGCAUGAGACGGAGAAAGAAAUACAGGAUGACGACGAAGCCACACUCAGAGAGCUGCUUAUUAGGUAUCUGACGAGCGAGGAUUCGUUUCGACCAGACAUACGUAUGAAGAUUCCUAGAGAUCCGAAAAGCGCCUGCGUGCUGGCGAGAAUUUGUUCUUUCUUUCACUUCACAGAGAUUGUUUCAUCCUCGGUGGAAGACUGGCAGCCGGCGAGGUGGAUACAUUGGCUGCCUAAGAGCGGUGCUAGUCGAACGAAGGUGCGCAGGAUACCUGGGAAGGCGUCCACUGUAGUUGGGAACACAGCCAUGGUAUCCUUGCCUCCCAGCCCAUAUCAGUCAUCCCUCCCCUCCUCCUCGCAUAACCCCCACCCUAUGCCAAUCGUCCCCUCACCCCGCAUGCCACCCUCUCUCUCUAUCUCUCUCUCUCUGGCGCUCGCCCCACUAAUCCGACGUUUCGUCUCCGUCCCCUCGACCGUCCUCAGCCUGCAAAAGCAGGUCAGCGUGAUGAGCAUGAACCUGACCGCGAAGCUGGACGAGCUGCAGCGCGGCGACAGGCACCUGGAGACCACCGUAGCUCUGUGCGAGAUCAGGUCACAGCUGCAGGAGCUCACCAAGUCCGUCGAAUCGUGCCAAUCGGAGGUGUCGGAGGUGAAGAGGGACAUGGUGGCCAUCAAGCACGAGCUGGACACCGUGCAACAGGUGAAGGAGGAGAUUGAGGAGCUGCGGGAGUACGUGGAUAGGCUGGAGGAGCACACGCAUAGGAGAAAACUGCGGCUGCUCGAACAGGGCCUGACGCUGUUCCUGUCGUACGCCAUCUUGGCGGCGGUGCUCGGCAUGUUCCAGUUCGGCUUCAACACGGGAGUCAUCAAUGCCCCGCAGCGCAACAUAGAGUCCUUCAUGAAGGACCUGUACAAGCAGCGCUACGGGGAGGACCUGAGCACCGACGGCGUCGAGGCGCUCUACAGCGUCGCCGUGUCGAUUUUCGCCAUCGGGGGGAUGCUAGGGGGGUUCGGGGGCGGCAUGGUGGCGAACAAGUUCGGCAGGAAAGGCGGCCUCCUACUCAACAACGUCUUGGGAAUCAGCGGAGCGUGUUUAAUGUGGUGUACGAAGAUGGCGAACUCGUACGAAAUGCUGUUCGUCGGCAGAUUUAUUAUAGGGGUCAAUUGUGGGUUGAACACUUCCUUAGUACCAAUGUAUAUAUCGGAAAUAUCGCCUUUGAAUUUACGAGGUGGUUUGGGUACGGUGAACCAGCUGGCCGUCACCUCGGGCCUUCUUCUUUCCCAAAUUUUAGGCAUCGAACAAAUUCUAGGAACCAACGAAGGAUGGCCGCUUCUUCUCGGUUUAGCCGUAGUACCUGCCAUUUUGCAAUUAGUCUUGCUGCCCGUGUGUCCGGAAAGCCCGCGCUACCUCCUCAUCACCAAGCAGUGGGAGGAGGAGGCACGCAAAGCGCUCCGACGCCUCCGAGCCUCGCAUACCGUUGACGAGGACAUCGAAGAGAUGCGGGCCGAGGAGCGGGCCCAACGUGCGGAGGCCUCCAUCGGCAUGUCGGAGCUGAUCUGUUCGCCCACCCUCCGAGCGCCCCUCAUCAUCGGUAUCGUCAUGCAGCUCAGCCAACAGUUUUCUGGCAUCAAUGCGGUGUUCUACUACUCGACCAGCCUGUUCGUGUCGUCUGGUCUGCCGGAGGAGAGCGCCAAAUUCGCGACUAUCGGCAUCGGCUGUAUCAUGCUGAUUAUGACGCUCAUCUCGAUACCGUUGAUGGAUCGCAUGGGCAGACGCAGCUUGCACCUGUACGGCCUCGGUGGCAUGUUCAUCUUCUCUAUCUUCAUCACCAUUAGUUUCCUGAUCAAGGAGUUCUUCGGCUAUGUGCAGGAGAUGAUCGACUGGAUGUCCUAUCUGUCGGUGGUGUCGGUGCUGCUCUUCGUCCAGUUCUUCGCCAUGGGUCCCGGAAGCAUCCCUUGGAUGAUCACGGCGGAGCUGUUCUCGCAAGGGCCCAGGCCUGCUGCGAUGUCCAUCGCGGUGCUGGUCAAUUGGACGUCGAAUUUCGUGGUCGGCAUCGGAUUUCCACAUCUCAAGACCCCUAAGAGGGGUGAAAUAGCUCCGAAAUAG
Molecule: messenger RNA, 2247 nt
Organism: Phaedon cochleariae (mustard beetle)
Lineage: Eukaryota; Metazoa; Arthropoda; Insecta; Coleoptera; Chrysomelidae
Source: the annotation of a GenBank genome assembly